AUGACGGGCACAAAGGCUGGUGGCUCUCACAGCCAUAACCUUACUGUUGUCAAGGACAACGACGACGCUUCUUCAAUCACAGCGGUGACAAUCGAAUCGGACUCUGAUGCUAGCAGCACCAUUACCCUGGUCGAUCUUUUUCCCGACCUUGCCAUCUUAGACAGCGACGCUGCCGGCGACACCUCUGCUGAGUCCACUGACGCUACGAGCUCUCAGGUCAGCAGCACCGGUGAUGAGCAAUCCACAAACGCAGACAACGAGGCCUGCGCCAAGAAGUCAGGCGACGCCAAUUCCAGCAAGCAGAAGGGAAAAGCUGUCGAAGUUGAGAGCGAAUCCGCAGAGACAUCAGCUGCAGAGAGUACCAGUGGAAACGAAUCGACAUCUGAAGCGGCAUCAUCUGAGGCAGGCACCGAAGAGGCAGCUGCAGCUGAUUCCACAACCUCUGGCGAGGCUUCCUCCAGCGAAGUGGCUUCUACGGAUGGAGCAUCAGAUGCCUCAACCAGCGCAAAGCCAUCAACCCCAGGCAACUGGACAGACUCGGAGGAUGCCUUGAUCAUAAGCAUGAAGGAGGGCGGCGAGACCUGGGCAGCCAUUGGAAAUGCCAUGAACCGAGGGAAGAACGAGGUCAAGAAGCGCUGGCACGUGGUGAAGGCCAACCGGGCCAAUUCGACCGAGUCUGGAGGCGAUACUCAGACCGACAAGAGCGCAGAGUCAACCGAGGAGAAGGAGCCUGGGCCUACGGCGGAGGCGAAGCAGAGUAAGGGAAAGGAGCUGCAGAAUGUCGAAAGCACCAAGCCGAAGAACGCCAAAGAUGAUGCGACAGGCUGCAAGAAGAAGGGCAAGGAGCAGAAGGUUGCUUGCGACAAGGAGAAAAUCAAGGAGCCCAAACAGAAGAAGCAGAAGAAGAAGCCCGUCGUAAAGGAGCCGGUUGCAGAGAAAUCCGAGUCUGAAGAUGACGACGCAGAGAGCUCGUCCUAUCGCGAGCGCAUGAAUCUACUCCGAGACACGUCGUCUGAGUCCGAGUCGCCUGCUACCAGCGGCGAUGACGCAGAUGCGCCCGGCUACUACGAGCGGGAGGUUGCUCGCCAGGAGCGAUAUAUUCGUCGACACGUCCACCCUCAACUCUACCCUGUUCCGCCUGCCGCCCGCGCGCCAAGCCCAGCAGACAAAAGGCAGCGGCGGGACGAUGCCAUCCUCGCGGCCGUGGCUUCGAGACGAGAGGCUACGAAGUGGCUGGAGAUGCAGGCCAAUUUCUUCAACGUCACUGGCCGUAUGGUUCCCCUCCACCUGAUCAAGGCGAGAUGUGAGGCCGAGGAGGAUCGAGGCAAGGCGGCUGGCGUCCGCACUUGGGCUUCUUCUGUCGCAGGAAGCCAGGACUUGCUCGAUCCUGAGGAGCAGCCUGAGGUCCCCGAGGAUGCUCUCCUGAGCGAUGACGAUUGA
Messenger RNA from Colletotrichum siamense, 1440 nucleotides. RefSeq lists its product as uncharacterized. The transcript has a single exon. The record is from RefSeq and is a predicted model, not a curated record. Lineage: Eukaryota; Fungi; Ascomycota; Sordariomycetes; Glomerellales; Glomerellaceae. Bases 1 to 1440 code for a protein of 479 amino acids.